Molecule: messenger RNA, 8145 nt
Organism: Lates calcarifer (barramundi perch)
Lineage: Eukaryota; Metazoa; Chordata; Actinopteri; Centropomidae
Product: rho GTPase-activating protein 32-like
Biological process (GO): small GTPase-mediated signal transduction
Cellular component (GO): cell cortex; nucleoplasm; actin cytoskeleton
Molecular function (GO): protein binding; GTPase activator activity; phosphatidylinositol phosphate binding
Source: RefSeq, a predicted model, not a curated record
GCUUCUCUGCUCCAGUCAGUAUCUAGUCCGAGGUGUGCUCUCCAUUGAGUAGCACACGGAGGAGGCUCUUUACAAGUUUCAACCUGGAAAUAGCGUCUUGUGACUCAAGAGGAGGGCGAAUUUAGUCAGACUUUUGUUUCAAAAGUGACGGAAUCAUUUGGGAAGAUACUAGUCUUUAUUUUUUCCCGAGAACACAACAGAACGUUGCCUGUGAGCCGUGUUGUCCCAGGGGAGCCUUUUUUGUUUGGGGUUAACCAAACUGUGAACGUUACCUCUGGCGCGUUUUCCUUCAGCUCGGGGAGUAAUUGAAAAAUAUUCUCAAAUACUUUCUGCCUGACGUGUUUGGGUCUGCUGGGUUAAGCUGUGAUGAAGAGAGAAUUUAACAGCGGUGAAGCGCCAGACGGAGACAGCGAAAGCUAAGCUCAUCUCAGCGACCAACGGUGGUCAACGACCACAGCCUCGACCACAGAAACACAGGCUGCUCAUUGCAGUGAGUCAGUAUCAUGGAGGCAGGCAGCGGGGCUGCCGCAGCGGUGGGGAGUGCAGCACUAGGACUGCUGGGAGUCACAACCACGUCCAGCCAUGACAUCUUGGACAGGGGUCUGAGGCCUGGACGUCACCUGGAGGAGGACGAUAUUGUGCCUGAACUGGCUCACAUCCACCCCAGAGAAAGACCUGACUGGGAGGAGACCAUCAGUGCCAUGGCGAGGAGUGCGGAGAUCCCCGAGCUCCGGACCGAGCCGCUCAUGCGCUCAUGCAGCAGCAGCACGGCCAGCAUGAAGGUCAAGAAUGUCAAGAAACUUUGCUUCACGAAGGGCCACUUCCCGAAACUGGCAGAGUGCGCUCACUUCCACUAUGAAAAUGUGGACUUUGGCACAAUUCAGUUGUCCCUCGGGGAUGAACAGUGUGAAGUGACACGGAACGGCUAUGAAUCUAAGGAGCUGGUGUACUUAGUUCAUAUUUACUGCCAGGGUCGCAGCUGGAUUGUGAAGCGCAGCUAUGAGGAUUUCCGUGUCUUGGACAAACACCUGCACCUCUGCAUCUAUGACCGACGCUUCUCACAGCUGCCUGAGCUGCCUCGAUUGGACAGUCUGACUGAUCAGUCAGAGUCAGUUUCCCAGAUGUUGUUAGCGUACCUCUCCCGGCUCUCAGCCAUUGCUGACAACAAGAUCAACUGUGGGCCUGCCCUCACAUGGAUGGAGGUUGACAAUAAGGGAAAUCAUCUGUUGGUCCAUGAAGAGUCGUCCAUCAAUGUGCCAGCUAUCGCUGCCGCCCACGUCAUCAAGCGUUACAUCGCGCAGGCAUCAGACGAGCUGUCCUUCGAGGUUGGCGACAUUGUGUCAGUGAUUGACAUGCCCCCUAAAGAAGACACCACAUGGUGGAGGGGGAAGCAUGGCUUUCAGGUUGGCUUCUUUCCCAGCGAGUGCGUGGAGCUCAUAAAUGAUAAAGUGCCACAGUCCAUGACCAACUCGGUGCCAAAACCAGCUUCCCCCUGCUCGGGCCUGCAGCCUGCUUCUUGGAGUCUCUUCCCUCCCUACUUGGAGAUGGAGAGUGUAAUACAGGACAGUGCAUGGGUGGCCGACCCGCUAAACCACUACAGCCUAAGUUCAGUGUCUAAGAAGCACGGGAAGCUGAUCACCUUCUUGCGCUCCUUCAUGAAGUCCAGGCCCACCAAGCAGAAGCUGAAGCAGAGGGGCAUCCUCCGGGAGAGGGUGUUCGGUUGCGACCUGGGAGAACACCUCCUCAACUCAGGACAUGAUGUGCCCCAGGUCCUCAAGAGCUGCACCGAGUUCAUCGAGAAACAUGGUGUGGUGGACGGCAUCUACCGCCUCUCUGGAAUCGCCUCAAAUAUCCAGAAGUUGCGGCAUGAGUUUGACUCUGAGCAGAUCCCCGACCUGACCAAAGAUGUUUACAUCCAGGACAUCCACUGUGUUGGCUCGCUGUGUAAGCUCUACUUCAGAGAGCUGCCCAACCCCCUGCUCACCUACCAGCUCUAUGAGAAAUUCUCUGAGGCUGUAUCAGCAGCAACGGACGAAGAACGACUCAUCAAAAUCCAUGAUGUCAUCCAGCAGCUUCCUCCGCCGCAUUACAGGACCCUGGAGUUCCUCAUGAGGCACCUUUCCCACCUGGCAACGUUCAGCUACAUCACCAACAUGCACAGCAAGAACCUGGCCAUCGUCUGGGCUCCCAACCUGCUGAGGUCAAAACAGAUUGAAUCUGCGUGCUUCAGCGGCACAGCAGCCUUCAUGGAAGUCAGAAUCCAGUCGGUGGUGGUGGAGUUCAUCCUCAACCAUGUGGAUGUUCUCUUUAGCACUAAACUCAGCUCACUAAUACGAGAAGGAGCAGGUCACAACUCAUUGUCACGGCCCAAGUCCCUGCUGGUUUCAUCACCCUCCACAAAACUCCUGAGUCUGGAGGAGGCCCAGGCCAGGACUCAGGCUCAGAUCAACUCUCCAGUCACUGAAGACAGCAAGUACAUUGAGGUGGGCGAAGGUCCAGCUGCCCUGCAGGGCAAGUUCCACACCGUCAUCGAGUUUCCCACUGAGAGGAAGAGACCUCCGAUUAAAUCCAAGAAGUCUCCUGUGGGUAGUUGGCGUUCUUUCUUCAACCUGGGCAAGUCUUCCUCCAUGUCCAAGCGUAAGCUUCACCGCAAUCCCAGUGAGCCUAAUGAGCUAAAAGCUAUGGCUCUUGCUGGAGGCAGAGGGGAUACAGCAACUUUAAGAUCAGCCAAAAGUGAAGAGUCGCUGAGUUCACUGCAUAAUGUUGAAGGAGAGUCUAAGGUGUACCGUCCUCGGAGGCCGCGCUCCAGCAGCGAUGCCCUGUCAGCCUCUUUUAACGGCGAGCUGCUAGACACCCGGCAGCACUGCAACUCCUACGACAACCUGGAUGCCACAGAGGACAGCGACGGAGACGAUGGGCCCAUCUGUGUGCCUGCUCUCAUCUCACCUCCCCGCUCAGCAGGGGAGGAUGUGGACCUCAGCCCGCCAGAUAUUGGCAUGGCCUCCUUGGACUUCGACCCCAUGUCUUUCCAGUGCAGUCUCCCUGACACCUCCUACGCCUUUCCCCUAGAUGACUCACCAGCCGGUGCCGAGGCCUCCAUGUUAAAGAGGAGCCCUGGCAGCAUCUGUGGCAAAACUAACGGCUCUGACUUCUCUGCUUCCUUCCUGGGCAGCUUGACCUCCUCCUUGUUGUCCACAGAAUUCAGUCCAGCUGCUGGAGAGAACACAGAAAGCAGGAAACUGACCACUUCCUAUUCAUACACUGAUAAACCCACACAGGCUGUGUCACCAAUUAAAUGCGGAAAAGCCACUAGUUUGACACCUUUUUCCACUUCAGAGCUUUUCUCUACUGAGACGCCUGACAAGAAUACAACUGGACAGACUGCCCCUCCACAACUAUUAUCUCCUCCUGUAAUACCCAAGGACUCUCCUCCCCUGAUGGGCAGUGUGCUGCUGAGGGCAGCCGAGCCGUCACUAAGUGAAGCUUUCCAAAUGGAGCUACACUCUAAGCUGGCAGCCUUUGACAGCGAGGACAGUCGAGAGCUGAAGGGAGAGGACAGCGUACAGCAGGCACCAGCUGCCAGCAGCCAAGAGCACCAAGGAGUCGUAACUCCGGACUCGUCAAAGGACCUCACCCCUUAUUCCCUCAGCUCUACAGCUCCCACUUCUGCCCCUCCUCCUCCCCCUCCCAAAAAUGCUGCCCGCAUGUUGGCCCUGGCCCUCGCUGAGUCUGCCCAGCAGGUCUCCAUCCAAUCUCAGUCACGGUCCUCUGAGCCUCCAACGCCACUGUCCUCUGUGCAGUCACAGGAGGCCUCUAACUUCCAGGACGUGCUGCAUCCACUUGUCCCACAUUUCCAAACUUCCUCCGACGAGGGAGCUGAACGAGGAAGUUCCCCUCCACCGAACGGCACCACUCCGACAUUCACCACUUCCUCGUCUUACCCCUCCGCUUCCAGUCCUCCAAUCAAACCGCAGCCACCAGAGUUAACCAGCACCAUUACCAAGCCAGCAGACAGCGCCAAGUCCCCUAGAAGUCCACCUGGAACACAGCCACGUAUAGACUCUACCCCACCAGAAACUCCUCUUUACAAGUGUGCCCCACUCUCCAGUUCAAACGGCCUGACUUCUCCAACUAGGAAAAGUCCAGAAAGACAGCAGCCUGUUGCAGGACAGGUCCCGGUCCAUACCAGCUCGUCAAGUUCCACUCCAGCUACCACCCCCGGUGGCAGCUGUAAAGACACUGGGGUCUUACCACAGCCUGUUCCUGAGGUCAUAUCAGAAGACGCUGCACCACCCCCAGUCCUUCCAAAACCAUCAGAGCAGCUGCCUCCGCCAGCUCAAAAACCCAGAAAGCAGGCUGUGUCACUGCCCCAGCAUCAAACACAAUCUCAAAUACAGCCUCAGCCUCAGCCACAGCCUCAUCUGCAGCCUCACCUGCAGCCCCAGCCACAGCUCCACACGCCCUCUCAGACGCAAGUUCAACCCCAAUCUCAGCCGCUCUCAAAGGCAAGUGCAAGAGUGGCUCCCACCUCUGCUGAGCCUCUUGAGAAGCCCUGGGAGGCCAUUAAACCAGUCCAGCCCUGUACAGAGUCUGCAAAAUACCACGACUCCUAUGGACCUAAACCUCCAGCCCCUCCUGUCCGCACCAUCGAGAGCAAACUGGCCACUGCAGCGCUUAGCCAAAGUGAAGCCUCCUAUCACAUCCUGGGUGAGAGCCCUGCACCAGGCCAUAUGGAGGAUGCUCUGCCUCACCAUCCUCCCUCUCCUCGUAAAUCUUCCAUGCACCAGCCAGCCUACCUGUACCACGCUAAAGGAGAGCCAGUUCUAAUUGAACCUCCGGGAGCAGCGUACUACCACCAGAGGCCUGUUCCUCUGGGCCCGCAAUCCAUUCCACACCAUUACCGGCCAGACAGUGUCCCCCCACACCUCUCCUACGUGUCCAAGUCUGAGCCUCAGAUACCUUACAGUGCCAGAGCAGACAAUAGAUACAGCACUUUAGGCCCUAGAUCCUACCACCACUCUAUCAAGUCCAGAGGAAACCCCCGGAGCGUGUUUGUGUCUCCAGGGCCAGGGCAUCAGGGUUAUAGCCACGACAGAACCCACGGCUAUCCCACCAUCCGCAGAGUGCACUCGCUUCACGUUCCUUCCACUAUCCGCUCAGUGCCCAUCCAGAGGACUGAGGUUCCCCCGGAUGAUGACAUGUUCUUCUACCAUCGGCCCGUGUAUCAGUGCAAAGCCUACCAGCAGCCUCCGCAGCAGUCCUCACAAGCCGACUACCACGUCACUCAGCUGCAGCCUUACUUUGAGAAUGGACGGGUCCAGUAUCGUUAUAGUCCGUACUCUGGUUCAAGCCCUUUGGAGGCACCUUACUAUGACAUUGAUCCUUACGGCACCAUUCGAAUCCGGCACGUCCACUCGUACGGGAGCCGAGACCCAGGAGCUGCUGCUGGUCGUCCAGGUGGAAAAGCAACCGGGUACCACUACCUCGCUCGCCAUGUUCUCCCACCUGGGAAGGAGCACAGCUUUGUGAGCAGGGACAUGCCCCCCAGCCAUGGGACCAAGGAAGCCGCUGCUUACCUCUCUUGGGACCCUGAGGAGUCAGAGAGGCUCCGCAUGCACUCCAUCCGCAGGGAGAGCAGGGCCAGACAGAGGAUUAAAGGCCCUGUCCUCUCUCAGUAUGACAAUGUCGGCUUGUUCACACCAGCAGAUAUAUCAGGCUAUGAAACCCUACAUCUGCGCAGUAAAUCUGACCCAGGUAAAGCUGUGCUGGUUGCAGCCGAGAGCAAAGAUGGGCGCUACCUCCCCAGACACAUGGUGUCAGACCCUGACGUCCUCAUGUACAUGGAGACUGACAAGCAUGUCCAGGGCAGCGUAGUGAGUGACAAGUCUGACGGACUUGCCAAGCAAAGCAGUUCCAAAAAAUGCCAAUCCUCUCACUCCCUUCCUGCUUCUCUGAGCCACGGUCUCUCCCAUCAGCAGGAGAGCAGCCGACACGAGGCCAAGUACGAGACUGGAGACGACAAGCUGGCUGGAGACGGCAGCAGGUCAAAACACUGGCAGCAGGAGUAUCCCAACAAGAGGAACUUCCAACCACGGUACGAGUGUCCUGAUUCUGACCACCACCAGAGUAAAGCGAAAACAUCAAGCGGCUACCACAGCACAGACGACCAGCCAUCAGCUCCCAGGGAACAACACCCCCGCUCCAAACCAGAGCGAUCACACAGCGUCCGAGAGCAGCAGCACUACAACCAGGGCAAACCUGACGCGGACAGAGACUACUCGUAUCAGAAACACAGCACUAAAACGGUGCAGUCCCACUAUGAUAACUUGGACGAUUACCACCCAGUACCUCAACCUCAGGCCCCUGUUCAAAAACGUGGAGGCUCCGGCUCCGGCUCCGGCUCCUUUCCCGCCCCAGGAUUCUCAGUGAGCCACAGCAACAGAGCAUACUCCACAGCACUGGGCCAGGGAGCCUUUAUCCAGACUGAGCUGGCCUUGCAGAGGCCAGAGACAGAGAUACGUACAGAAUGAAGCAUUUGGGGGGGGGGGACGUGUGAAAUUAUCUUUAGCUGUGUUGAAGAAAGACUUAAGUGAGCUAUGGUUGAGCAGCCUCUGCAGGACAGUGGACUGUCGUAUCACCAAUAUUUUUGCUCCUCUGUAUUUUUAAUGAAUUGUAAAGAAAAUUGUAUGACUUUUUACAGAAAGUCCUGAAUGUACCUGAAAUUACUGUCCAAGAGGUCAUAUUAUCACGACUGAUUGAGACAGUAGCCAGUCAUAAAUGUAUAUGAUAUGAAAGACGUAAGGUACUUUCAACAGGAACCACAAAUAUGUUAAAUAUAUAUAUACAUAUAUACAUAUAUGUAUAUGUAUAUAUGUAUGUCUAUAUAUAUAUAUAUAUAUAUAUGUAGAACCAGUAGUGAAAAGGGAUUUUUUGUUGUAUUUUGUUUUUUUUUUUAGGUGUGGCGCUGGGUAUGAGCAUCAACUGGGAUUAAGGUUUGCAUUUUAGAAAUGCAUGCACUCUCUAUCUCUUACAGAACAGUUCUGUGUAGUUCACUAUCCAUUGCGUUCUUUCUGGAUGUUACAGCACAAGUUAUUAAAGGAGGAAACAUGUAGGUCAUUACGCCCUCCCUCUGCUAAUAUUUACAUAAGUAGGCGGCACAGUGUGUCCAUGUUUGUCUUGAAGAAUCCAGCUGAGUGUGAGGUUUGAUAAGGACCUGCAGUGGUUUACUUUCAGUUAAUAUAGUGGUUAUCAAUGUCUUAUUUUCUCUGUGACUGUGCCAUCUUUAUGUAACUUUGCUAUAAAUGGAUUUCAAUGACUUCUAAUGGAAUGUUUUGGUACUUGUCUGUUCUUUAGCGGAAGAGGGACCAAAUGACUUGGCACAGUUGUUGCACAUAACGGGAUGCAGAGGGGAAGAUGGAUGAAUGUGUGUUGUAGCUUUAGACGUAUAAGAGGUUGAUUUUAUUUUCCUUUUUUCAUCACAUUCACGGUACAUUUAUGAACUGGACUAACUGAACAAAGCCCCAAAACAGUGUCCUCUCAAACAGCGUGGUGAGAAACAUGUUGCUGCUGCUUUGUGGAAGAAAAAAAAACAACUCGGUGAUGAGCCUUAAAUUUUGCUCCUACAGACCUUAUUUUGUUUACGAUCAUUGUCAUACAAGCCCAUUGUCAUACUGCACAAACAUUGUGAUAGAUUUAAGAUCACUUUUGAUGAUUCUUCACAGUUCAGGGUUGACAGGUGACAUGCUGGGGUUAUUUAGUUUUCUAUCGCCUCACUGGUUCUGAAUUGAAAACAAUGAGGAAGGAACACGUUUUUUAAAUAUAUCUGGGGCCAUUUUUUUCAGGCUGGAAAUCAAUGUAUAGUACAUUCAUCUGGUAUUAUACUACAUGCCCUUUUGGUUCAUGGUAAUGGAAGGAUUACAAUAUGUUUCAAAUAUGUCUAAAUCCAGGUUGUACUCUGUAACUGUUCUUCUAUAUCGCUUGCAGGUUUUGCUCCUCUUGCCUUAUCUAAAGCCUCUACCUUUUCAGCGGGGUGGGGGGCGUUGAAGUAAGGCUCUGUGUACUUGAAUGUGAAAACACUCUUGUCUCAAACUAGAGGUAUCUAAAGUUAGAUAUGAAAUAAAUAAAAUUGUUCAGGAAUAGUUAUAA